AUGGAUGAAAACGAUUGGGAUUUGUGGGCAAUUGUGAGGAGUUGCUACAACGUCAACAGAGCUAUUCCUGAUGACGAUGUGAGAAGUUGCAACAACGUUAAUACCACUGCUCUUAUCGAUCACUGCGUCGAUCAGGAUGGUAAUUCUGCUGCUAACACAAACACACCAACUUUAUUUCCAGAACAAAGUGAUUGGUUUGGUGAUUUUAGCGACUCGUUCCCCACGGAGAACGAGCAUUGUUUUGGGUUAGAUGAAGUUUGCUGCCUUUCCAAGAAUGCGAAUACCAAUUAUACAAUUGAACCCCACAACCCAGAAAACAAAACUGAAACUAUUCCAAACUCUCCACUUGUUGUAGAACAUGAGGAGAAGAAGAAGAACAAGAAGGUAAGAGGUUCAAUGCAAUUAUCAAGAACUGAAGAAGGCAAGGCGUUUUCUUAUCGUGGAAAGAGUACAGAAAGAUAUGAAAUAUUGGCUGAGAAAUUGAGUGAGGCGGAUCAAUGGAGAUGGAGAAAGUAUGGGAUGAAGAGAACGGGUAGUUCGCCCUUUCUCAAGAGCUACUAUAGGUGCAAUGAAGUUGAAAAUUGUCCAGCAAGAAGACAUGUUCAGCAAAGCUCAACGGAUGCAAACAAGGUGGUAGUAACUUAUAGAGGCCAACACAUUCAUCACCCUCCUCCUAACCAACACAUUGCAAUGGUAGACACAAGCCAAAAUGCUAAUGCACCAGUGCAAGACCCUUCUUUUCCCUCUUCUACUUCUACUUCGUUAUUCAACUAA
This is a messenger RNA of Nicotiana attenuata, 774 nucleotides long. Its product is annotated as probable WRKY transcription factor 50. NCBI's taxonomy places the organism in Eukaryota, Viridiplantae, Streptophyta, Magnoliopsida, Solanales, Solanaceae. The transcript has a single exon. The coding region runs from base 1 to 774 and encodes 257 amino acids. The record is from RefSeq and is a predicted model, not a curated record. Gene Ontology annotation, cellular component: nucleus. Gene Ontology annotation, molecular function: DNA-binding transcription factor activity; transcription cis-regulatory region binding. Gene Ontology annotation, biological process: regulation of DNA-templated transcription.